Thrips palmi is the source of this 3051-nucleotide messenger RNA. RefSeq names its product EH domain-containing protein 3 (gene Past1). Gene Ontology annotation, cellular component: plasma membrane; cytoplasm. Gene Ontology annotation, molecular function: protein binding; GTP binding; calcium ion binding. The transcript has 8 exons. The record is from RefSeq and is a predicted model, not a curated record. The coding region runs from base 323 to 1957 and encodes 544 amino acids. Lineage: Eukaryota; Metazoa; Arthropoda; Insecta; Thysanoptera; Thripidae. Gene Ontology annotation, biological process: endosomal transport; endocytosis.
UGGGCUCAGUGAUUGCCUCCGACCGCCCCGCCGCCGCCCCGCGCCACUGUCCAGCCGGCCCAGCGCUCGCGCCUCAGGAUGAGCUCCACGGGCACGAUGAAGAAGAAGUAUCAGACCCUCCGCCGCAAGUUACAUGGCACAGGAAGCGACUGCAGCGGAAGUGGCAGUACGCCCAUCCCGAGUCAGUGUCGUCAGUGUGUCAGCGGAGGCGGUGCUUGAGUCACGCAGUCACGCAACGCAGCUGUUGAAGGCGUCAAAAGGUUGAGGUUGUCAGGCUCCUUGAGCCUCCAUUUGACGGAAAAGUGUUGAAAAAUCCAUCAAAAUGUUCAGCUGGCUGGGAAGGGACGACAGCAAGAAGAACCCCGACGUCUACGAGAGUGUGACGGAGGGACUUCAAAAAAUUUACAAGAAUAAGCUGCUGCCGCUUGAAGAGCACUACCAAUUCCACGAUUUCCACUCUCCUCAGCUCGAUGAUCCAGAUUUUACUGCGAAACCAAUGAUCCUGCUUGUGGGGCAGUACUCGACAGGCAAGACUACGUUCAUCAGGUAUUUGCUGGAACGAGACUUCCCAGGCAUUCGCAUUGGCCCCGAGCCCACUACAGACCGCUUCAUAGCUGUCAUGUACGAUGAUAAAGAAGGUGUCAUUCCUGGAAACGCCCUGGUUGUGGACCCCAAGAAGCAGUUCCGGCCCCUAUCCAAGUUUGGCAAUGCAUUCCUGAACCGGUUUCAAUGCUCGUCCGUUAACUCACCUGUCCUGAAGGGUAUCUCCAUAGUUGACACCCCUGGUAUUCUCUCUGGAGAAAAACAACGCACUGAUCGUGGUUAUGAAUUCACUGGUGUGCUUGAAUGGUUUGCCGAGCGUGUUGAUCGCAUCAUUCUUCUGUUCGAUGCACACAAGCUGGACAUAUCUGACGAGUUCCGGAGAUCAAUUGAAGCCUUGAGAGGACACGAUGACAAGAUUCGUAUUGCGUUGAAUAAGGCCGACAUGAUUGAUCAUCAGCAGCUCAUGAGAGUUUAUGGAGCCUUGAUGUGGUCUUUGGGAAAAGUCCUGGGAACUCCUGAAGUUGCGAGAGUAUACAUUGGGUCCUUCUGGGAUCAGCCUCUUCGCUACGAUGUCAACAGAAGAUUAUUUGAAGAUGAAGAACAAGACUUAUUCAGAGAUCUCCAAUCACUGCCAAGAAAUGCUGCUCUGCGUAAAUUGAACGAUUUGAUUAAGCGAGCAAGAUUAGCUAAGGUUCAUGCAUACAUAAUUGCUGCUCUGCGAAAGGAUAUGCCAUCAGUUUUUGGCAAAGACAGCAAGAAGAAAGAACUCAUCAAGAACUUGGGUGCCAUCUAUGAGCAAAUCCAGCGAGAGUAUCAGAUUUCACCUGGUGACUUCCCAGACUUGAAGAAAAUGCAGGAGCAACUUGUCCAUCAUGACUUCACCAAAUUCCAGCCUAUUAAGAUUAAAUUGCUGGAAGUUGUGGACAAAAUGCUGUCUGAAGAUAUUGCUCGCCUCAUGGCUCAAAUACCACAAGAGGAGGAGGCUUACAGAGAUGUUGAUCAAGGCAAUGUGAAGGGUGGUGCAUUUAAGAACAUUGAAGACACAAUCAGUCCCUUUGGCUACAAGAGGGGUGAAGGCGUCGAUGCUGGUGCUGGAGAGAUUGAAUGGGUGGUUAACAAAGACCGUUCGAAGUAUGAUGCCAUAUUUGAUACCCUAGGACCAGUUGAUGGGAAGGUCACUGGUGCAAGUGCAAAGGCAGAAAUGGUCAAGUCCAAGUUACCAAAUGCUGUCCUUGGAAAGAUUUGGAAGCUUUCAGACUUGGACAAAGAUGGAUUCCUUGAUGCUGAUGAGUUUGCUCUUGCUAUGCACUUAAUUCAUGUGAAGCUAGACGGGCAUGACAUUCCAACAGAGUUGCCAGAACAUCUUGUGCCCCCACAGAAGAGAGACAUGUGCUCGUUCAAUGGUGGUGAUUGAGACAUCCACUUCAAUGAGAACCAAUGUAUUGGGAUCAUUCAUGAGGACAAACAGUAGAACUGCUGGCAGUGUGACUAGUGUUGUCCAACUAUCAACUCUACCAUAGCGAACAAAUCCUCCUGCACAUGAGUUUUGAAUCUAGUUUCAAGGUAUCCUGUUACUAUGUUAGCUUUUCACCCUCAACACAGACAUGAUUAUAUUUGCUACAUGAAACUGACUGUAAAUGAUUUGUAAUUGUCAGAAUUAUUUUACAAGGUGCUUCUUUUAAGUCUGAAGUACUAUUUUAUUGUUAUGUUUUAAAUUCUUAAACCUUGUGCAUUAUUGAAGUGAUAAAUAUGACUUGCAUUUAUUUAACACUUCCCUAGAUGAAUUCUGUUAUGUUGUACAUUUUAAGAAUCAUGUACCAGUGUUAUUUUAGUUAUUGUUUAAAUUUAUAUUGUAUGAUGGGUAUGUUUUCAGAUAGUUUUAUUAUGAUCUUAAGAGUUUUGUUGUUAAUCAAUUGAUGACUUCUCGGGAGCAUACAUGCACAAAUCAAGGUGUUCAAUGCAUUUAUCUCAUGGAGUCCUAUGGAGUUUACUUUAUAUUGGUGAUAAAAUUGUCAAGUUACCUUAUUAAAGCAUUGGCUUUACUCAAGAGACCUCGCUAAUUCUUGUUUUAAUUGAGAAGUCUGUCACCAGUUAUUGUGCUCCAGCACUUUUGUACCAUGAAAGUAACCUGGGCUUUGCUGAAAGACUGAUUGCUUACCAAAUAUUAUUUUGGGUAUAAAAUUCUAAUUGUCUGUAUUUUGAUACAAGAUUUUUACACUAUACCGUACUUUAUAACAGCAUUCCCUGUUUGCACUCUUAGUGAGGCCACUUGACACAAUGCUCUUCCACUUAAAAUUUUUCUGUAAGGAUUUAGUUUUAUUCCUGCGCUGCUCUUGGAAUGUUCUAUAUAUUUAUGUAUGUCUGACAGUUAAGAGUGGUGUAUCAAUAUCAGAAAAGUUGGCAGAAUAUUGUGAAAUAUUUAUUUUAAUGUAUAUAAAGAUACUUAAAACAUCAAUGUCGUGAUAAUUGUGAAGCUACGGCCCACUAAUAAAAGUGCAAUUGUCUGAA